Molecule: messenger RNA, 4550 nt
Organism: Parasteatoda tepidariorum (common house spider)
Lineage: Eukaryota; Metazoa; Arthropoda; Arachnida; Araneae; Theridiidae
Product: sodium/calcium exchanger Calx
Biological process (GO): cell communication; calcium ion import across plasma membrane; sodium ion transmembrane transport
Cellular component (GO): postsynapse; sarcolemma; axon
Molecular function (GO): calcium:sodium antiporter activity
Source: RefSeq, a predicted model, not a curated record
UCUCUUUUGAAUGAUAUCGUCAUGGUUGAAGCAGCGGGGAAAAAAAACGCGAAGUAAAUUAACAUAAGAAAUAAAAUAGACUAGCUUAGCUACGUGUGUGUGUGCUCGAUACCAUCAGUCAGUUGUGUUUGGAGGGUGGUUGAGGAAUGUUUUGAAUCGAACGCUUCCAGAUUAAGAGUUGUAUUUGCUUGUUGUUUAUUGGCUCGGCGUUUAUUUUGUGACAAACUUUGACAGCAAGACCGGCUGAAUCAUGGAAAUGAUGUAUAGUCACCACAACCAUACUUUCGACUACAGGUGCAGUGAGGGCCUACUCCUCCCCAUCAUUAAUGAGUCCACAUGGAACCCGGGGGUCAGAGCCUUCAUCUACCUUCUGGGCCUUCUCUACUGCUUUCUAGGGGUGGCCAUCAUUGCAGACAUAUUCAUGUGUUCCAUCGAAAAAAUCACUAGCAAAACCCGUAAGAUCAUGCUUUCCACCUCUGAUGAGACAGAGCCAGAAGUGAUUGAAGUCAAAGUUUGGAAUGACACAGUUGCCAAUUUGACUCUCAUGGCUCUAGGCUCCAGUGCACCUGAGAUACUGCUGUCCAUUAUUGAAAUUGUCGGAAAUGGAUUCAAAGCAGGAGAUUUGGGUCCUGGUACAAUCGUAGGGUCGGCAGCAUUCAAUCUGCUCGUCAUCUGUGGUGUUUGUAUCGUUGCUCUUCCAGCAGGGGAAAGUAGAAGAAUCCGAACAUUUAGUGUGUUUAGCGUGACAGCUUUCUUCAGCGUUUUUGCCUACAUCUGGCUUCUUAUUAUACUUGUGGGAUUUUCGCCUCAUGAAGUGGAGAUAUGGGAGGCCGUCGUCACAUUCCUUUUUUUCCCAUUGUUGGUUGGCAUCAGCUAUGCAGCAGAUAAGGGUCUUUGCAGAGUCAAAAUUCUUAGUAAGACUACCAAGCAAAUGGAAGUGGAUUCAUCCACAACGACUGUUAAAAAAGAAGAGGAAUAUUUUCCCAAAGGACAGCUAAGCAAAGAGACUCUAGUGAAAUUCAUUAAGGAGGUUCGAAAACAUCCAGCUCUGUCAGCCGAAGAUGCAGCAUGUUUGGCAGCAGCCAGAUUAGUAGAGGAAACUGACCACACACGCAUGUGGUACAAAAUCAAUGCUAUACGGGAAUUAUCAGGUGGCAGAAAACCAAAACCCAGGCUCAGCAAGAAACUGGAAAAAGUUUAUAGUCUGCUUGGUAAAGAAGAUGAAACAGAUGCAAAACCUGCAGCACCCAUGGAGCAGAAAGACAUCCCUAUGUUAGAUUUUGUGGCAGCAACAGCAGCUGUUAUGGAAAAUGCAGGCAAAGUCGCAGUGAAAAUCAGGCGUCAUGGAAAAACUACGGGAAUAGCACGAUGCAGGGUGGAAACUAUUGAUGGUACAGCUGUAUCAGGAGAGGAUUAUGUACCGGUAAAGGAGAUCUUAACCUUCCAGGAUGGAGAAACCGAAAAAGAAUUGAGCGUAGGGAUCGUGGACGAUAAUCAAUGGGAGCCAGAUGAAACCUUCUUUUUGAAGCUUUGCAUUCUACCAGAAGAUGUUGGAACAGUAAUGCUUGGACGAGUCUGUAUCAUGGAAAUAACUAUUUUGAAUGACGAUGAACCUGGAAUUCUUCAGUUCAAACGACGAGGUAUUUUGGUGAAGGAGAGCAUCGGUGCCGCACAUGUUCCUGUGGUUCGAACCCAUGGCGUUGAUGGAACCGUGAAGACAAAAUGGCGCACCAUAGAUCGAACCGCUGUGUCUGGUAAGGAUUACUACGGUGGAGAAGGAGAAAUUGUCUUCGAUCACGGUGAGGUUGAGAAGAAUAUAGAAAUUCAGAUUGUGGACGAUUUCAACGCUGAAAAAGAUGAGCACUUUGAAGUGGAACUGUUUGACGCGACUGGUGGAGUGACAAUUGGACAAAUUAAUAGAUCGACAGUCACAAUCACGAAUGAUGAUGAUUACAACUCUAUUGUGGAAAGAGUGGCGUUGAUGACAAACGUUAACGUAGACAACGUGAGACUACAAUCUGAGACAUGGGGUGAACAGUUUCGUGCGGCCCUCACUGUUAACGGUGGCGAUAUAGAGAAUGCUACAACUCAAGAUUAUGUACUCCAUUUUCUAACUUUCGGGUGGAAAGCAAUAUUUGCUAUUGUACCACCUACAGGAAUGUGUGGAGGUUGGCUCACAUUUUGUGUCUCUUUGAUCCUCAUUGGAGUUCUAACGGCGAUUGUUGGCGAUUUGGCUAGUAUUUUUGGAUGUCUCGUGGGACUGAAAGAUGCUGUCACAGCUAUUACUUUUGUUGCACUUGGUACAUCCCUGCCAGAUCUUUUCGCUUCCAUGGCAGCAGCUAAGCAAGAGAAAUAUGCCGACAGUUGCAUUGGAAAUGUUACUGGAAGUAAUUCUGUUAAUGUGUUCCUAGGACUUGGAUUGCCAUGGUUGAUGGCUAGCAUUUAUUGGGCUUCAAAGGGUGAGACUUUUCAUGUGAAAGCUGGCACACUGGGAUUCAGCGUGGGUAUUUAUACUGCUCUUGCACUCAUCUGCAUUGCUCUCAUUGUGAGUAGGAGGUUCUUAACAGUACUAGGAAAAGCCGAGCUUGGAGGUCCAAGAAUAUAUGCUUUGAUAUGCUGCAUCGCUAUGAUAUCCAUGUGGUUUUUAUAUGUUUUGUUGUCAUCUUUCGAAGCAUAUGGAUAUAUUCAGAUUUAAUCCAAAUAGUUCCCCUUGUUAACAAUCAUCCCAUGUGUAACAUUUGUAAAUAAGAUUUUUGUGCUUUUCAUAUGCAAUUUCAAUAAGUAAGGUAUCCAAAAUGUCAUCUGAUAAUAACGUGAAAUUUUUACUCCCUUUAUAAAAUAAGAAAUCAGAACGUAACGUUGUCGGAUGUGAAGAAAAAAAAGCAACUUUAAAAUCUUUGUGGAGCAAAAUUUAGAUCAAACCCAACCUAAUCAUUGCUUUAUUUUUUUAAAAACUUCAGUACACACAAAUCUAAAUCUGUCAAACUAAGCUGUGGAAAGUUUCAGGCAACAAAGCUAAAAAUUGCUGCAGUAAAAGGUUUGGUUGUUAUUAUCGCAUUAGUGCUACACUAAUGUGCUAUUGGUGAUGGUCUAGGAUUCAUCCUCAAUUAUGAUUCGAAGACACACUGGCGCAUGCCUGCGCAACUAUACCACAAAUGAGGUUGAAUGCUGAUGCAGUCUAUGCAUUGAUAUCGAAGGUAGAUGAAAGUCCAAUUGAGAUCCAGGGUAGAGGAAAAUCCAAUUGAGAUCAAAGGCAGAUUAAAAUCCAUGCUGACUACUGCACAAAGAUCUCUAACCAUGCAUGGCAUUUCAAGACUUUUACCUUCUUGAGAUAAUACAAUAGGAUUCUGAAAGACACGAUUAGCGAAUGCGCAAGUUGAUCAGGCACCCAGUCAGGGAAUAAAACUCUGGCCCCAUGGUAGGCAGAGUCUAAGCCCAUCACACUGAAUAGGUGACAGUAGUGUCUUUCAGAAUCUUGGUUAUGAUCAAGAUGUACUUGAUUACAGCUCGCUGAGCAUAAAGGUAUAAACUUAAGUUUAUCAAGUUCUACAUAUGGUUUAAAGUUAACGUCUUUACCAGCGUAGCCUUUUGUUUAUUAGCCAGAAAUUUUGCUGAUCUUGGUUAAAUAGGUCAAGACAGCUGCAUUCAAAACCUCAAAUGAAAUGAUUCAAGUUUUUUUUAAUUUUUUUUUUAAAUAUCUUAAGUAGAAUAUUACUGUCAUUUUAUGAAUACCUUUUUUUCAAAUCCAAUUUGCCCAGAAAAAUUCAGAAGAGGAUCAGAGUAAAGUUGCAAAUCUAUAUAUUGCAUUUAAAAAUCAUUUAUUUAGGCUUAGUAUAAAUAAAUUCCAUAUUAUUUUUAUUUGUAUAUUGAUUAUGUAUUUAGAAUUACAAUAUGUAAUAUUAAAUAUUUUAAUCACACGAAUAAUCAGCAUUUUAGAAAUUGAAAAAACAAAUUUCAGGUUUCAUGUAUAACAAAUCCAAAAGUAAAUUCUGCCAUUUUCGAAAAUUUGUUUUCAUGCUUUUAAAUGAAGAAAUCAGCUAAUUUAAUUCAUUGCAAAGUAUAAAGAGAAAUUAGGUACUUAAAGUGCUUUACAUUAAAUGUGCUGUAUAUAUCAUUGUUAUAUUUUUAAAAAUCAAUUGACAAGAAUGUGAUAUUUUAUAUAAUAUAUGUAUUUUUUACAUUUUCUCUUGAAUGCAUUGUUUAUAUAACUUCUAAGUAUAUUUUAUAAUUUUAAACUACUUUUUAUGUUUUGGUGAUCUGAGAAAAAUAUGUUUUACUUUUAUUUUAUUCUAACACACUGCAGUGUUUUAUUUUGAUUAAUAUUAUAUGCAGUAUUAUAAGUAAUUUAUUUUGUCUUUUUUUAAAUAAAGUUUAGUUUUUGAACUAAAUUCUGAGCAGUGUUAUUCUUUAAGUUACAUACUGUUUUGCAUUUCUAAGAAUAAAUUAUAACUAAUGCUGCAUAAAAAGUUAAAUUUUUGUGAAUAUUAUAAUCCCAGAACAUUUUAUCUUUGACAAGCUUACUUUAAAUAAACAGAAUAUUUGUAAAAUUA